GUCGCAAUCUCGCCGGAUAGCCGUCGCAUCGUGUCUGGCUUAGGCGACACCAUCCGGGUGUGGGAUAUGGGGACUGUCGAGCCAUUGGGUGCUCUCCAAGGCCACACUGCCUUCGUUAGAUCUGUUGCAAUCUCAUCAGAUGGAAAUCACAUCGUGUCCGGUUCAAAUGACAGGACGAUCCAGGUGUGGGAUAUGGCAACUGGCGAGGCAGUGGGUGCCCCUUUCCGAGGGCACACUAACUCCGUUAAGUCAGUUGCAAUCUCGCCCGAUGGCAAACACAUCGUGUCUGGGUCAGACGACAAAACCAUCCGGGUAUGGGAUAUAGAAUUUCUCAACCAGAACCACCCUUCCGCGCCUGCAAUAUGUCUUUCACCUAACAAAACCCACGCUCUUCAUUCUGCCUCCUCCUUUCUCCAAGACUCUUCCACCCCAGCCUCUGUCACCGCGAACGAGGACGGAUGGGUUGUCGGUCCCGAAGGACAGCUUCUCCUCUGGAUCCCGCUUAAUUUUCACCCGCUCAUGUAUUACCCCGGCAACACACUGGUGAUCCCCAAUCACGCCUCGCAAUUCGAUUUGAGUUGUCUCGCGCAUGGCACGUCGUGGCACGAGUGUCGGACGCAGGAGGCAGUGUCAUCUUCGUGA
This is a messenger RNA of Suillus clintonianus, 642 nucleotides long. Its product is annotated as WD40-repeat-containing domain protein. The record is from RefSeq and is a predicted model, not a curated record. Lineage: Eukaryota; Fungi; Basidiomycota; Agaricomycetes; Boletales; Suillaceae. Bases 67 to 642 code for a protein of 191 amino acids. Gene Ontology annotation, molecular function: protein binding. The transcript has a single exon.